Messenger RNA from Lingula anatina, 1648 nucleotides. Its product is annotated as putative palmitoyltransferase ZDHHC24. Gene Ontology annotation, molecular function: palmitoyltransferase activity. The record is from RefSeq and is a predicted model, not a curated record. NCBI's taxonomy places the organism in Eukaryota, Metazoa, Brachiopoda, Lingulata, Lingulida, Lingulidae.
GUCAGGGGAAGUGUCGUUGGUAAGCGGGCGUUUCUCGAUGUCUGUUUAUAAGUGAAGAAAACAAAAUAACACUACACGAGCCUUUUUAGAUAUCUAAGACGGUCCUGAUUUUACAUACGGACAAUGGCUGCUCAGUUCUGGAAAUACAUCCCGAAGACUCCGAGCGAAAAGGGCGCGUUUGCCUUCAUUAUCAUCAUGGGUUUCAGCAGCCUUUAUUACAUGCUCUUUGUCGUGCAUCCAACAAUAUUUCAAGAAGCAACACCAUGGUAUUGCAUCCAUUUAGCUUUCAUUGCUUUUGAAGCCAUGAACGUUCUAGGAAAUUUUUGGUACAUUCUCAGCACGGACACGACCGAGGGCAAUGUUGUUCUUCCUAGCACUUUGAAAGCUGGGUGGCGAUACUGCACGGCAUGUGAGGCCAACUUUCCCCCUCGCUCCCACCAUUGCCACACGUGUAACCGAUGCAUACUGCAGAGGGAUCAUCACUGCUUCUUUACGGGGAACUGCAUCGGCUUUGCCAACCACCGUUACUACCUUUGUUUCACCCUUCAUGUGGCCAUAUCUGGGUUUUAUGCCGUUAUAAUGAAUGCUGACUACACUUGGGCCGUCCUAGGUGGAUUGUCUUGGACUUCACUAGUUUCUAUGGCGUUACCAAUUGUCUCUUGGAUACUUGGACUGUCAGAGACCUACACCUUUGCUGUGGCAUUUCUCAGCGCUGGUUGCAUAAUAGCAUUCCUAUUAGCGUCCGCUCUAACUGGGUACCACUGUUUGCUCAUUUUCAAUGGACAGACAACUUACGAGAGAACACACAAUGUGAAGCAGUAUAAUCUUGGAUGGAUGGAAAAUGUGCAUCGGGCUGUGGGUGAAAACUGGAUAGCUGCAUGUUUGUUUCCUUUUGCACCGCUGAAAGUGAAAGGGGAUGGAUUUAAGUUUCCACAAAAAGGCGAGUUUGAGGACAUUAAAGAUAUGUGAAAGGAUCCCCUCUGAAAAUUAGUCUUAUGAAAUAAUUCACAGGAUAAAUGUUAUCAAGAACUUUUUUUGUUUUCUGGAGACCUAUAAUUUUGCUAUGGCUCUAUUAAGAGCUUGUUGCAUAAUAACUGUUUCUUACCAGUGACAUUUCAAAUAAAGUGGAUACCACUGUUUGUGACACCAAAGACAUGUAAGGAUAUUUCUACCUACAAGAUAUUACUUGGCUUUUAAAUGGGUCUAACAGAUAUUUUCUACAAUUCUAAAAUCAGGAUUAUAUAGCGUUUGCUUUAUUACCAAACAUGUGACCAAGGACUUUACCAAAUGUGAUUAUGUUUAAAUGUGUGAAGUGACAUGUGAGAAUCUGUGAUGCAAAAAAAUAUGUAUAAUUUAUAAAUUAAUUGAACUAAAAAUCUAUUUUGAAGAAGAGAUUUGACUUGCUAUUUUACAAGAACAUUCAACGAGAACACAGUGAAGAAAAGGAGCCCAAAUAUGUCUUAAAUAGCAAUUCCCUAAAAUGCUAUCAAUUUACGUUUUAUGUAAUCUUGUUUUUGAUAGGUAUUUUGUAAUUUUGUAAUUGUACAGUGAUAAUGUAAUUUACUAAAUGCUGUUUUUGAUGGUUUGUUAAGUCAUGAUUUAGACAUAAGUCUUUAUCGUUAAUAGUAUAUAGUGAUUGUUUUAACAU